Botrytis byssoidea is the source of this 1581-nucleotide messenger RNA. RefSeq lists its product as uncharacterized. The transcript has a single exon. The record is from RefSeq and is a predicted model, not a curated record. NCBI's taxonomy places the organism in Eukaryota, Fungi, Ascomycota, Leotiomycetes, Helotiales, Sclerotiniaceae. Bases 1 to 1581 code for a protein of 526 amino acids.
AUGUCGAAUCCAACUGAAAUAUUGAUUGAGAAACUCAAACUUCGACUUAUCCUUCGCGAAAGAGUGUUUAUAAAAUGGGAGGAUGAAUCGCGUACACCUCGUACACUAGGUUCUCGUUUGAAGUGUAAUGGACAGAAUCUCAACUUUUUCAUAGCUAUAUACCAUGAUAAAGAAGGGCACCUUCAUAUUCACUUUUCCCUUGAAGUAUCUGUUAUACUUGGAACUAAUAAGCAGAAAAUAGAGAUGUUAUUGGUUGUUCCCCCUGAUACCCAUACCAACUUCUCAGAUACUACCAAGCCUUGUUUGAUAUCCAAUAUCGGAAAUUUAUCUCAUCUCGAUGCUUCUGCUAUUCACGAUGCUGAAAUCAGCGAUUCAAUGCAUGUUAUUUGUUUACAAUUCGAUCUAAUCGCAAAGGGGUUUAUUAUUACAAAGAAGAAGAAGAAUAUUACAACUAUUAAACCUCGAAAUUACAGCUCAAAAGAAUUGAUCGGUAGCUUUGAAUCUCUAUCUGAUGCGAAAACCUUCACUGUAUAUAUCAAGCCAAAUGAUUAUGCAUUGGUAGGUCUGGAAGAGGUUCGUAGUCGCAUAAGCAAUACUGGCACCAACAUACACAAAACCAAUAUGAAGGAAAUAUACAUUGGACAAACACCUGCAUUGGUGGAAUGGAGUAGACUUGGCCCAGUAUCACUACUACCACCAUACACCAAGAAUCCUGAUCUGCUCCUGGAAGUGCAGGCUCCCCGGUCACUACCAAUCUUCGAACAGGAAACAUCAUCGGUCAAUAUUAUCGGAGCAACAACUACAGAGACACUACCUCAAACUCUACCUCGUCAUAACUCGACGAUGGUGCAUGACACACUCUCUCAUGACUGUGAAGAACUGCUGCAUAUUCCAGUGAAUUUGGAUGACGUCGAAAACGAUCCGAGAUAUAUCGAAAUCAACUUCGAUGUGGAUUCGGACGAGGAACAGCUCGCCAAAGCACAGCUUGCUAACUUAGACUCUCGGGGAUUAAAUCAACAACUCGAUUAUAAUUCCGAGAUAUCACAAGCUCUUAACUCGAGACUGUUGAAAUGGAUACAAACAACGAUGCGAAUCAACUCAAAUGUUUACGAACACAAGCGUUUAACUACCAAGUUGUCAAUUCUUGGUAACUGUGUUCGUAAAUCAGACAUUCGUUUAUUUAAUGCUACUUUGUUUUGGUGCUCUGCAUUGUUUUUCUACGAUCCGCUCGAUUCCGACCCUGAUAACACCCUCGGAUUAUGGAAGGAAACAAAUUCGUGGCUUAUUUCAGAUAUAGCAAACCUGAUUCGAUGGGCUAAUGGAAUCCAUCAUGAUAUCGAAAUAGAUAUAGUAUUGAUAAAGCAUUUCAUGAAGCUAGGGGAUGUUGCUCGUGUUACUGCUCUAGAUAGUAGAUGUAACAAAGACAAGUAUUAUGAUCAGAAAGGAGUCUGUACUACUUGUGUGUUGACAGAGUUUAACAAGCUGGGUAAUGGUGAUAGCAAAGAGAAAAACAAACUUGUUUGUCGAAAACGAAAAGGCUUAGGAGCUCAUAACACUGCUUCUAAGUUAAUCAAAAUGUAG